CCAAUGGGCACGCGCAGCGCCUUCGCGGCGCCUCCCGAUUGGCGCGCACUCUGAUGGGCGGGAGGAGGGUCACCCCGCCCCCCUGCUGCGCUAAAAAGGCCUCAGCUGAACGGAGGCCGCGCACCCGCUCACCUCGGCCAUGAGCGGCACGGACCCUGCGGAGACCCCUGAGGAGCGAAGUUUCCUCAGCACGGCGGAGGCGGCCGCCCUGGAGCGGGAGCUGCUGGAGGAUUACCGCUUCGGGCGGCAGCAGCUGGUGGAGCUCUGCGGUCACGCUAGCGCCGUGGCUGUGACCAAGGUGUUUCCUUUGCCUACCCUCUCCCGGAAGCAGAGGACCGUGCUAGUCGUGUGUGGCCCAGAGCACAAUGGGGCGGUGGGGCUGGUCUGUGCCCGGCACCUGCGGGUGUUUGAGUACGAACCCACCAUCUUCUACCCCACUCGCUCGCUGGACCUGCUGCACCGCGAUCUGACCACGCAGUGCGAGAAGAUGGACAUCCCCUUCCUGUCCUACCUGCCCGCCGAGGUCCGCUGUGGG
Molecule: messenger RNA, 535 nt
Organism: Fukomys damarensis (Damara mole-rat)
Lineage: Eukaryota; Metazoa; Chordata; Mammalia; Rodentia; Bathyergidae
Gene: Yjefn3
Product: YjeF N-terminal domain containing 3
Exons: 4
Cellular component (GO): mitochondrion
Molecular function (GO): NAD(P)HX epimerase activity
Source: RefSeq, a predicted model, not a curated record